AUGAUGAUCAGGAUGCUCAGGACGCAUCGUCCAAGACUCCUCCGUGUCUUUGGGGCUCAACGGCUGUUCAAAUCUGAAGUGCGGGCGCCCACUGAGCUUCUUGUGGAUGCUGAUACGCACAGCCUGGCUGAGAUCAAGAAAGCAAUUCAAUGCUUGGAGAAGGAGGGCCGUAUGGUCCGGACCGCCGUCUACGCAGCACCUGGCAGGGAAAGAAACAAUCAAUGGUGUGCAUUCAUGCAGACACCCGACGUCAACUUCUGCCCUGUACCUCGUUGUGGCGGUGAAGCAAAUGAUGCUGCACUGAUAGCCAAGAUCAGAGAGCUUGCUAGUGGCCCGCAGAAGAAGCAGAUUGCCCUCAUGGUGCAAGACAACGGCUUUUUACCAAUGAUUCAAGACAUCUCGCCGAGAGCGGAUCUGGUAGUCCUUGUGCCGUCGAGGAAGUUCAACGUUCUUCGCAGGUUCGAGAAAGCAGGCGUGCGAGUUCGGUCGCUGGACCCGAUAAGGGACACUAGCCCGAGGAUCAGGGCACUUCUCCACGCAGACGGGACGGGCAGUGUACAAUUUGCUGAUCCCUAUAUCUCUUAUGACAGCAGUGCGCAGGCUGAGCUUGUCCGAGGUUUCGUAGGGGACUUGGCCUAUGACGCCGGUGGUUACUUGAUUCAUGCCACCUCGAAGUUCUGGUUCCAGAAUGGAUUGGGUCCUAUCACGGUGUUUCCACAUCAGUGUGCAACCCAAGCUGUGCAUGAGGUUAUGGAAUCGCGGGGACAUGGGCGCUGGAAGCGAUGCCAAAGCAGCCUUGCCUUCGUGAUUCCCAAGACAUCCCCUGGCAGCAGUACUUCUAUGCAAGUGCAUCGCUAUGGAAGUGUUCUGGCAAGACGUAUCUUUAGAGGAGGUGGUCCUUUCAUGCUGCCGGACGCACCUGUUCUGACAAGCCAUGUGUUGCGAAGACUGGGCUACCUCGACGACGACCUGAACAGCGAUUUGGCCGAGGCCAUGAUUGUUUUCAUCAACAUGAGUGACAACAAGCAUUGCUUGCGCAAGCUGGGAAUGCUCCCAUCCUCAAACGACACCCCACCAGAAGUCGAAGACAGGCUGCGGGCGGCUUUCCUGUCCCACCAGAGCGCGGGAUUGUGGCAGGGAGCCCCCAUGGAUGGUCGAGUUCGUCAAGUGCUUGAGCAACGUGGUCUGCUGGAAAGUGCAAGCAAAGCAAGCAAAGCCCAGGUGCUCAAAGCAAUGCGGAGCUUUGCCUCCAGUGCCAAGCUUCCCCCGGCUCGCACAUACAAUGGACACGUCUGGCAGAUCCAGUCGCACCUGACAUCUGACAAUUCCUUGCGGACGGCUGCGAUCACCUUUGAGCUCUAA
Symbiodinium natans is the source of this 1362-nucleotide messenger RNA. The record is from the annotation of a GenBank genome assembly. Lineage: Eukaryota; Dinophyceae; Suessiales; Symbiodiniaceae.